Molecule: messenger RNA, 828 nt
Organism: Lactuca saligna
Lineage: Eukaryota; Viridiplantae; Streptophyta; Magnoliopsida; Asterales; Asteraceae
Source: the annotation of a GenBank genome assembly
AUGCAAAAAUAUUCUAUUUUGAAGUUGAAAGACACUAAAAUAGCUUCAUCAUCUGGAACUAAAAAGGUGAAAGGGAAUGAAAAGGUUUAUGUAAAGGACGAGGACUCUGAUGAUGAUCUCAUAGAUUUCUCUUUCUUGGAUUUUUCACCAGAGUUCUUUAAACCAACCUCAAACCUGUCUGAUGACCCAUUCCUUAACGUAUUAUGUGAUGAAAAUAUGCUAAGGAGGACUCUUGAUGGAAUGGGAGAAGAUGAUCAGGAAGCUGGUGUUAAGGAUCUAGAACAUGAACAUAUUGAUGACCAAAAUGAUGGUCAAGUGGGUGUAGAGUACAUGGUUCAUGAUCCAGACAUCUAUUGGAAACAAAUGAAGCAUGUAGUGGGAGAGUGUUACGAGUCCCCUUCUCAACUCAGGACUAGGACAAAGGCAAGAGAGAUGAUAGAAGGUAAGGUAGAAGAACAUUAUGCAAAGGUAUUGGAGUAUACUGCAGAAAUCCUUUGGUCUAACCCAGGGAGCACUUAUAAGGGUCAUAUCAAGGGAGAACUCUUGACUGCUAUUGGAAGAGAUGCAAACAAUCAUGUAUAUCUAAUAGCAUGGUCAGUGAUUGAUGUAGAGAACAAAUAUAAUUGGACUUGGUUUAUUGAGCUGUUAGUUGUUGAUCUUGAUCUUGAUUGUGGUAGGGGUCUUGUGAUUAUUUCUGAUCAGCACAAGGGUCUACUACAAGCUGUUAUAGAAUUACUUCCAUAUGUUGAACAAAGACAAUGCGCCAGGCAUAUCUAUGCAAACUUCAGGAAGAAAUACACUGGAUUAGAGCUUAAGAACCUAUUUUAG